AUGGCGCCCGUUCCCAACCGCAAACGCGGGCGCCCCUCCAACGCGUCCAAGCUCGACCUCGACGCGUCGCAAGAGCGCAACGAUGCGACAGAGGCAUACGAUACCGAUGCGCCCGACCAGCUGCGCCCCAAGAAGCGCGGCAGGCCAAGGAAAACUGCAGCUUCUCCCAGUUCCGCCGAGCCGAGCCCGACACCAGAGAGCUCCAAGCCCGCAAAGAGGAGAGGAAGACCGUCGCUAAAAGGCAAGGCGAGAGAUGCGGACCGGGAGGCGAUGAGCUUGGAUGAAGCGACGCCGGCGCAGCAGAAGAGGAAGCGAGGGCGUCCUUCGUUGAAGGAUAGAGGGAUAGAAGAUGAAGGCACCCCGAGCAGUUCCCAGCGAAGUAGCGCUGCACGAGACUCGGAAGAAGACCAGCUGCAAGACAAGCCCUCGAAUCACACAAACAUACCUGUCAAGCGGAAACGAGGCCGUCCAUCUCUGCAGGCCAUGCGGCAGGAAGAAGAGGCAGCUUCGGAGCGCGCUUCAACAAAGGGGAAGCAACAGGCGCAGCCGCGAAAACGAGGACGGCCAUCGCUACGAGACAUCAGUGCUCCCAACGAGAUGCAGAAGAGGCCAAGUGAUGACGCCAAAGCGGCUGCCGAUAGCCCAUCACAAACAACAUCAGGCAAACGCCGUGGCCGCCCUCCCAAAAGCGGCAGAGCAUCGUCAGGGGCAGUGACAGGAGGAGGAGGAGAAUCGUCUGCUCCCAGCGCGAAGAGACGCCCCGAGGCCGAGUCAGAGCAAGCGGCAGAUACGCAUACACCAAAGAAGAAACAGCGCCGAACUCACCAAGAUGCGGUGACCGCCGAAGAAGACAACGACGACGACGACCUCCCCCCAUCUCCCGAGAAGCCCUACCCUCACGUCUCGCCUCACGUGCACCGCGUCCGGCAGUCCACCAUUGAAUCGAAAUGGAGCCCUUUGCCAGAGUCUACCAUCUCAGCCGCCGCGUCAAUGCUCGCUCUCGCCCACCGACCCAUCCUCCAGCGCCUCUCCAACAGCGAGCAGCGCCAUAACCAAACUUCCGCCGCGCUGCGCCUCGUGACGCACCGCAUCACGCGCAAGAUUGCGCGAGGCAUUCCCUUUCCCCCCGCAAGCAUGCCCUCCGCAAGGGCUCCCCGCGGGAGGCAACAAGCUGGUGCCGGUUCAGUCCCCACCGCCGCCGCCGCCGCCGCCGUGAGCGACGGCCGCGCCACGGAGCUGGACUUUGAGAGCGUGCUGGACGCCAAGCAGGCUCUGGAGCGACAGCUCGACCCGGCGCUCCACGCGGUCGAGCUGCUGGAGCGGGAAAAGGAGAAGCUGGAGCGGGAGCUCGAGAGGGACUACGAGGCGCUGCGCAACUUGGAGUCGAGCGCAAAGGCUCAAGGGAGGGAGUAUCGCGGGCUGCUGAAGAAGGCGCACGUCCUUGCGCCGACGCCCGAGAUGUUGCUUUCGCAGAGGAAGAAGAUGGCGGAGCAGGACGUUUACUUUAAUCAUUCUGGGAGUUCAUCUCCUGGCGGGCUGUUCAGUAACCUCGAAGAUCCUGAACUCAAGGCUCUAGCUCUCCAACUCAGCGACCACAUGGAGAGCAUAAAGACCAAUCUUCAACAAGCAGACGGCAUCGUGCCGCAGUUGGCGCGCAGUCGGGCUGCUCUACAGGAUGUUCUGUUUAGGCAUCUGAGUCAAGAGCAGUAUGAUCGUGUAGUACUUGGAUGA
Trichoderma reesei QM6a is the source of this 1731-nucleotide messenger RNA. RefSeq lists its product as uncharacterized. Gene Ontology annotation, molecular function: DNA binding. The coding region runs from base 1 to 1731 and encodes 576 amino acids. NCBI's taxonomy places the organism in Eukaryota, Fungi, Ascomycota, Sordariomycetes, Hypocreales, Hypocreaceae. The record is from RefSeq and is a predicted model, not a curated record. The transcript has 3 exons.